CUCCCCGUCGAGAUCGUUCUCCCCCUCCCCUCCUUCGCUGCUCUCUCCUCUCCCCUUCCACCGUGUGUGCUGCAUCCGCCACACUAGUCCCAGAUCUCCAAACCCUAACCCCCCCACCCCGCAUGCCAUUCUACUAGCCGCCGCUCGUCAUGGCGCCGCCCCGCACAUCGGGUCUCCUCCUCCUCCUCGCCGCGGUCGUCGCGGCCGCCGCCGUCGUCCUCGUCCCGCCGGCGGAGGCGGCGGUGGCGAGCAUCGACCUGGGGUCGGAGUGGCUCAAGGUGGCCGCCGUGCACCUCGCCCCCGGACGCGUCCCGAUCGCGGUGGCCAUCAACGAGAUGUCGAAGCGCAAGUCCCCGGCGCUCGCCGCGCUCGCCGACGGCAACCGGCUCGCCGGCGAGGAGGCGUCCGGCAUCACCGCGCGCCACCCGUCCAAGGUGUUCGCCCGCGCGCGGGACCUCCUCGCGAAGCCCUUCCCCUACGUGCGGUCCGUCGCGGAGGCGCUCUUCCUCCCCUACGACCUCGUCCCCGACGCGCGCGGCGCCGCCGCGGUCCGCGCGGACGACGGGCAGGUCUACACCGUCGAGGAGAUCGUCGCGAUGGUGCUCCACUACGCCGCUGGGCUCGCGGAUGCGCACGUCGGCGCUCCUGUGCGUGACGCCGUCGUCGCCGUUCCGCCCUACUUUGGGCAGGCCGAACGCCGGGCCUUGACGCAGGCGGCGCAGCUUGCCGGAGUUAACGUCCUCGCGCUCAUCAAUGAGCACGCCGGGGCAGCGUUGCAGUACGGGAUCGACAAGGAUUUCUCGAACGAGUCGAGGCAUGUUAUCUUCUAUGACAUGGGCGCAGGUAGUACCUACGCCGCGCUGGUGUACUACUCAGCUUACAAGGCCAAGGAGUUUGGGAAGACGGUAUCGGUGAACCAGUUCCAGGUUAAGGAUGUUAGAUGGGACUCCAAACUUGGAGGCCUUGAAAUGGAAAUGCGCCUGGUAAACUAUUUUGCUGAUCAAUUUAAUAAACAACUCGGUAAUGGAGUUGAUAUCCGCCAGUCUCCCAAGGCGAUGGCUAAGUUGAAGAAGCAAGUUAAGCGUACCAAAGAAAUUCUGAGUGCAAAUACUGCUGCUCCAAUUUCAGUUGAAUCACUAUAUAAUGAUCUCGAUUUCAGGAGUACCAUUACACGUGAAAAAUUUGAAGAACUUUGUGAAGAAUUAUGGGAGCAGGCUCUAACUCCAGUUAAAGAAGUGCUUGCACAUUCUGGAAUGAAGAUUGAUGAUAUCUAUGCUGUAGAAUUAAUAGGAGGAGCUACUCGAGUACCAAAAUUGCAGGCUAAGCUGCAGGAAUUCCUGGGAAGAAGUGACCUGGAUAAGCAUCUUGAUGCAGAUGAAGCAAUUGUUCUGGGUGCCUCACUGCAUGCAGCUAACUUAAGUGAUGGAAUUAAGUUGAACCGUAAGUUAGGGAUGAUUGAUGGUUCUACUUAUGGUUUUGUGUUUGAAAUAAAUGGCCCAGAUUAUGUCAAAGAUGAAAGCACUGAUCAAUUACUGGUGCCAAGGAUGAAAAAAUUGGGAAUUAAGAUGUUCAGGUCCAUUAGACAUACUAAAGACUUCGAUGUUUCUAUCAGCUAUGAAAAAGCUUCUGAACUGCCUCCAGGUGUUACAUCACACAAAUUUGUGGAGUAUUCUGUAUCAGGCCUGACAGAUGCAAGCGAAAAGUACAGUAGCCGCAAUUUAUCUGCACCCAUCAAGGCAAAUCUACAUUUUUCUUUGAGUAGGAGCGGAAUUAUUUCUCUUGAUAGGGCAGAAGCAGUGAUUGAGAUAACUGAAUGGGUUGAAGUUCCAAAGAAGAAUUUAACUCUAGAGAGUAAUUCCACCAGUCAGACUUUGUCUUCGGAAGGAGGAGCAGCUAAUGACACAUCUGACAGUAAGGAGAAUGUGAGUUCUGAUGGGGAUGCAAAUAAGUCCAGUGCUCCAAUAGAUGAGAGUAAUGCACAAGAUAUUGUUACAGAGAAGGUGCUCAAGAAAAGAACAUUCAGGGUCCCGUUAAAGGUUGUGGAAAAGAUGGCUGGUGCUGGAUCAAUUCUUUCGAAGGAGUUGUAUUCUGAAGCAAAAACUAGGUUAGAGGCGCUUGAUAAGAAGGAUGCUGAAAGGAGGAGAACUGCUGAACUGAAAAAUAACCUGGAGUCUUACAUAUACUCUAUGAAGGAGAAGCUGGAAGAGAACACAGAAAUUUUGACCGUCUCAACUGAACAGGAGAGGGAAUCUUUUGCAGAGAAACUUAAUGAGGUACAAGAUUGGUUGUAUAUGGAUGGUGAAGAUGCUCAAGCAAAUGAAUUCAAGGAACGCCUUGACCAACUUAAGGCCAUCGGUGACCCAAUUCUUUUCAGAUUGAGUGAGCUAAAAGCCCGGCCAACGGCUUGUGAAAAUGCUAGAUUGUAUCUUGCUGAGUUGCAAAAGAUUGUUAAGAACUGGGACUCGAACAAACCGUGGCUUCCAAAAAAGAGGGUAGAUGAGGUUGUAAGUGAAGCAGAGAAAGUAAAAACUUGGUUGGAGGAGAAGGAAGCCAUACAGAAAAGCACCCCUGUCUACAGUCCACCUGCUUUCACAUCUGAAGAAGUCUACGAAAAAGUUCUGGACCUACAAGAUAAGGUUUCUAGUGUCAAUAGGAUACCUAAACCAAAACCCAAGAUAGAAAAGAAACCUCCCAAGGAAGAAGAGUCUGCUAACAAAGAGAAAACUGACUCUUCGGAAUCUGAAUCCAAAGAAGCUGAAUCCACGGAAACAUCGUCGGAAUCAGCUGCCCCUGAAGAGAGUCAGUCUGAACCACAAAAGACUGACGAUUUAGAACCUGAAGCUCAUGAUGAGUUGUGAUUAUUAGCGUGAACCUUGGCACCCCGUAGGAUUUGUUGGGAUGAUACUGAUACUCCAAGAAGGCACUUUGUCAGAGGCAAAAUUUUGGUUGCUCAAAUUUUCUCAUUUGUUUGACGGCCAAAAGAUGAGGUGUAGGAUUUCCGUAUGGACUAGAUGCUAUAGGACCAGCAGAAAGGUGAUCCAUAGCUUCUAAUCGCAGCUUCUAAUCGCUGUAUAGCAGUAUUAUGGUCUCUAUGGCAUGCUGUCAAAGUUAAUGCCUCAAAGGCUUCGACUUCACGACUUUGUAGUUGCAUUGUUUGUAUCGAACUAAUUUGUUUUGAUAUUGCUGAGCUAUAGAAAUUUUACAUCGAUUAGCAGUCUUAUCA
This is a messenger RNA of Oryza sativa Japonica Group (Japanese rice), 3223 nucleotides long. RefSeq names its product heat shock 70 kDa protein 17. Gene Ontology annotation, biological process: endoplasmic reticulum unfolded protein response. Gene Ontology annotation, cellular component: endoplasmic reticulum chaperone complex. Lineage: Eukaryota; Viridiplantae; Streptophyta; Magnoliopsida; Poales; Poaceae. Gene Ontology annotation, molecular function: ATP-dependent protein folding chaperone; ATP binding. The record is from RefSeq and is a predicted model, not a curated record.